AUGGAGACCAUCUACCAAUACUCCAUCUCUCAAGUUGAACAACAAAACCAAGUUUUGCCCACAACCCAUCUCCUCGCUUGCGACUGUUUCAUCUUCCACUUAGACUUCACCCAUCAACUCAAAUUGUGCUUCCCUCAGGAUUUGAACAUACCCUUGAACUCAAUUCAAGAAUCCUUCUUUGUACCCUUUGAUGUGUUUUUCUCACACACCCAAGAAACCAUCCAAACCGUACUCUCUGGCUCUGGUGUUUCAAUGGACUUUGUUCAUGUCCUGCUGCCUGAAGUUCAUUCUUUUGCUAUGGAGGUUGCCCAGGAGCCUGCAAAUGCUGGGCCCAGAAUAGUCCCAUUGGUUUUGGCUGUUCUUGCUGUGACACCUUUUGAUGACCGUGACCAAAUUGAGAGGGCUAUAAUGGAAUCUGGGCAAGUCUUUAAUCCAGUCCCGGCUGCCAAAUCCUCCAUUGCCGGGCUCAAGAAGGUCAAGAUUGACAAUUUGAGCGUGACGAAGGAAUGUAGCAUCUGUUUGGAAGAGUUCUCUGCUGGGUUGGAGGUUGUGCUCAUGCCCUGCUCUCAUCUUUACCAUAAAGAUUGCAUUGUUGAAUGGCUGAAAAGAAGUCACCUGUGCCCCUAUUGCCGCUUCAAAUUGCCAACUUGA
Prunus avium (sweet cherry) is the source of this 651-nucleotide messenger RNA. RefSeq lists its product as uncharacterized. NCBI's taxonomy places the organism in Eukaryota, Viridiplantae, Streptophyta, Magnoliopsida, Rosales, Rosaceae. The record is from RefSeq and is a predicted model, not a curated record.